Messenger RNA from Rhincodon typus (whale shark), 1847 nucleotides. RefSeq names its product guanine nucleotide binding protein (G protein) alpha 12a (gene gna12a). Gene Ontology annotation, cellular component: brush border membrane; heterotrimeric G-protein complex. The transcript has 5 exons. NCBI's taxonomy places the organism in Eukaryota, Metazoa, Chordata, Chondrichthyes, Orectolobiformes, Rhincodontidae. The record is from RefSeq and is a predicted model, not a curated record. Gene Ontology annotation, molecular function: GTPase activity; guanyl nucleotide binding; G-protein beta/gamma-subunit complex binding. Gene Ontology annotation, biological process: Rho protein signal transduction; adenylate cyclase-modulating G protein-coupled receptor signaling pathway. The coding region runs from base 211 to 1380 and encodes 389 amino acids.
AAUGAAUGGGGAGUCGGUGGGUCCGGCUCAGGGAUCGUGCAGGGCGGACGGACUGAUUUAAAGCGUGUUUCUUUUUUUUUAAAAAAAAAUUUAAAAAAAAACUUGCGGUGGAAUCAUUGUUUAUUUUUUCUCAAAAAAAAAACAAAGGUCGGUGAAGGGUUGUGCGUGCCAACGUUUGUGUUGUUACUGAGGUGCGGGCCAACGGAGAGGAUGGCCGAGCUGGUGCAGCGUCUGGGCGCUUGUUUCCCGGCCUGUCAGUCCAGCCAGAGCGAGCGGGCACAGCGCCGCAGGAGCCGGGAGAUUGACGCCUUGCUGGCCCGGGAGAGGCGCUACGUCCGGCGCCUGGUCAAGAUUCUGCUGCUCGGGGCCGGCGAGAGCGGCAAAAGCACUUUCCUCAAACAGAUGAGGAUCAUUCACGGCAAAGACUUCGACAGCAAAGCCCUGGAGGAGUUCCGGGACACCAUUUUCGAGAAUGUUAUUAAGACCCUGAAAUGGGAUAGCAAAAUCUGUCUGCAAGGCUCCAUUUGUAAACCCCAGCUUUCCGGUAUGAAAGUCUUGGUGGAUGCAAGGAAUAAGCUGAGCAUUCCCUGGGAAAACACUGAAAAUGAAAAGCAUGGAAUGUUUGUCAUGGCAUUUGAAAACAAAUGUGGCAUGCCAGUGGAGCCAGCCACAUUUCAACUAUAUGUGCCAGCACUUAGAGCACUCUGGCAAGAUUCAGGAAUCCAGGAAGCAUACGACAGAAGGCGAGAGUUUCAGCUGGGUGAAUCUGUGAAAUAUUUUCUGGAUAAUCUUGACCAGAUUGGACAAUUGAGUUACCUUCCCAGCAGGCAUGAUGUCCUACUUGCGAGAAAAGCCACCAAAGGAAUUGUGGAGCACGAUUUUGUCAUAAAAGGAAUUCCUUUCAAAAUGGUAGAUGUGGGUGGUCAACGGUCACAGAGGCAGAAAUGGUUUCAAUGCUUCGAUGGCAUUACCUCCAUUCUAUUCAUGGUUUCCUCCAGUGAAUAUGACCAGGUCCUAAUGGAAGACCGGCGAACAAGUCGUUUGGUAGAAUCAAUGAAUAUCUUCGAGACAAUUGUAAACAACAAAUUGUUUUCUUCUGUCUCCAUCAUUUUGUUUCUCAACAAAAUGGACUUGCUUGUGGGUAAGGUGAAAACAGUCAGUAUUAAAAAAUAUUUCCCAAAUUUUGAGUGGGACCCUCACAAUCUAGACGAUGUACAAAAAUACUUGGUUCAGUGCUUUAACAACAAGCGACGAGAUCGCACCAAACCACUGUUCCACCACUUUACAACAGCCAUUGACACGGAAAACAUUCGAUUUGUAUUCCACGCAGUGAAAGACACUAUUCUGCAAGAAAAUUUGAAAGAUGUAAUGUUGCAGUGAAGGGAUCAGCAUUUGACUUUGUGUUGCUCUUUGGUAUUCCCUCUGCCAUCAGCACCGUUUCCAAGAACUCAGUGGCUGACCGUUGUGGAUGUAAUAGGCAUCUCUGACUACAUGAAAGCUUGAUGCUUGACAGCAUCUUAUUGGAAGUGCUUAUAAGUGUCCUUUUUCACUUCAAGUGCUCCAACAUCAGAAGCAUUGUGAAUAAUGAUUUUAGACAUUUGUUGCACUAAGGGCUGUUUUCUGAUUGUGUUGGAUGAUAAAAUUGGGUAACUGAACAAUGUAUUCCAAUCGAUUAAGUUCCUUGAACAAAAAUAGCAUGCAAUUCAAGAGGUGCUUGCAUGGAACUCUGCUUCAAUUAAAAUUUCAGGGAAAGUUUAUUAUCCAAGCUAUUCAAUGGAUUCUAGCCCUCCUCCGCAUUCAGCUAUUUACUACUGCCUAAUGCAAAUUGGAUCUGAAGUCCAAAAUAA